AUGUUCAUGUACAGAAUAAACCUAGUCUUUGUUUUAUUUUGUGAGUACUGUAAGUUUAUAUACAAUUGCAGGUGCAUUCUUGUUUACUUUUCACUAAAAGUUGCAUUUUAAUUAUGAAGUGAUGUUGUACCACUUUGUUUUAAGUGUUCGUGGAUGGGAGGUCGCUUGUGAAAAGGCAGGUUCCAUACAAUUUCUUGCCUUUCCAACAACCGUAUCGUUCGUUUCCGCCGUUCUUCGGCUCUUCACCGUUUCAGCAGUUUCCGCCGUUCCAAAGGCCUCCAGGCGUUUAUGGGUAUCCACCAUUCUAUCAGGUACAUCAUAUUAGACAAAGACCAUCUUUGCCUACUGUUUUGUUUACAAAUCAAUAAUGAGUGCUGUAUUGUACGAGACGAGCUGUUUACGUAUUCUGGUUUUUUGUGGUAAUAAUGUUGUUGUAGAGGUCGCCCUUCUUCGAGCCAAUGUGGAUGCCACGUUUUGGUCCGUGGGAUUACUCUGUAGAUGAUACUACAUCAGAAAAGGACGGUAACUUUCUCAGAACGCGAUAUCGCAACAACGGGCAACUAUAUUCCGACCAGUCAAAGAGAGAGCAACUGUUUUCCUUCAGUUUGGACAAGAUGUCAGACAAAAGAAAGUAG
This is a messenger RNA of Bursaphelenchus okinawaensis, 635 nucleotides long. The record is from the annotation of a GenBank genome assembly. NCBI's taxonomy places the organism in Eukaryota, Metazoa, Nematoda, Chromadorea, Rhabditida, Aphelenchoididae.